Staurois parvus is the source of this 300-nucleotide messenger RNA. NCBI's taxonomy places the organism in Eukaryota, Metazoa, Chordata, Amphibia, Anura, Ranidae. The record is from the annotation of a GenBank genome assembly.
ACUGCAGACAUAGUACAGAAAAUGACCAUAGACUGCGGACACAGUACAAGAGAUGACCAGAUCCUGCGGACACAGUACAAGAGAUGACCAGAGACUGCGGACAUAGUACAAGAGAUGACCAGAGACUGCGGACACAGUACAGAGGAUGACCAGAGACUGCAGACACAGUACAGUACAGGGACUGACCAGAGACUGUGGACAUAGUACAGGGAAUGACCAGAGACUGCAGACAGUACAGGAGAUGACCAGAGACUGCAGACACAGUACAGAAGAUGACCAGAGACUGCGGACAUAGUACAG